AUGGUCAAAUUAUUUGUGGGGAAUCUAGCCGACACUGUUGAUUCGACAAAGUUAAAACAGGUUUUCCAACAGUUCACAAAAGUGACGGAGUGCGAUGUUGUGAAAAACUACGCCUUUGUACAUAUCGAGGAUGAUGAUGUGCAGUCAAUUAUAAAUCGAUUGAAUGGAUACAAUCUGGAAGGAAAGAGUAUACACAUUCAACUGUCAACAUCAAAAUUGCGGUCGCAACCUGGGAUGUCCAAUCAAUGCUUUCGUUGUGCUUCAACAGACCACAAGACGCCGCAGUGUCCCAAAGAUCCUAAUAAUCAAGAUGGACCCGAUGCAAAACGACCGACUCAAGUGAUCAACAUGGUCGACGAGGAAAUACCACGCCCACCAGAGCCUGAACUACAACAAUUGUAUGAGGAAUACAGUUUAUCGCGACAGCGGUAUACUUACUAUCGUGAACGACUGCAGAAGGAGAUUCACGCGAAACGCAAUGGCAUGGCUGGAUCGGUCUACGCCCCACUUGCGCCGUUGGGCACGACAUCUACACAGCUUUCUUCGGCUGCCGUUCCCUACCUCGCUCCCCAGCCACAAGCGUAUACCCAGCCUGCAGCUAUCGGUGGAAAUCAUCCGUACUCAUUGAAAGCGCCCUAUGCCGCAGCCACUCCUCCACAAGUACAGCAAGUACAGCAGGUUGCAGCUGUGCCACAAAUCGGAGCUGUUCCCGCUCAGCAAACGACCUAUCUUCCCAAUCAGCCGACAGCUGUGUAUGGAACGGUAGGAGCACCGAUACAGCAGGGAUUGGUAAAUGUGCAACCGCAACAACAAGGUCUACAAUAUGCCACGGCCGUGCAACAACAGCAGUCCACUAUCGGCGUUCAGUCGACAGCGCCGAUGACCACGCAACAGUACUUGCAGAGUGUGGGUUUGCAGCAAGCACAACAGCAACCACAGGUUGGAACACAGUUGGGAUUAGGACAAAUGCAGCAGACCACUUUGAAUGCGCCAUACGCUGGAGUGAAUACAGGCUCUUCUUGGAUGCAGCAACAGCAGCAGACGGCAGUUCAAAAUCAAAUUAUUGGGCAGUAUCAGCGCCAGCCAGAACCUCAACGACAGACUUCUUUGCUUCCUCAACAGCAGCAGCCUUAUCAGGCGGGUGGAUUGGUAAAACUGAAUAUUAUGUGA
Cooperia oncophora is the source of this 1170-nucleotide messenger RNA. NCBI's taxonomy places the organism in Eukaryota, Metazoa, Nematoda, Chromadorea, Rhabditida, Trichostrongylidae. The record is from the annotation of a GenBank genome assembly.